This is a messenger RNA of Cetraspora pellucida, 1770 nucleotides long. The record is from the annotation of a GenBank genome assembly. Lineage: Eukaryota; Fungi; Glomeromycota; Glomeromycetes; Diversisporales; Gigasporaceae.
AUGGAUACAAUCGAAAAUUCGCCCAUAUCAGCUCAUCAAAUAAAAUGCCUUAAAGCUUUUUUAGAGAACACAGUUGUUCAAAGUCCUGAGAUACUGUUGGAUAUACUUUGUAGGAUCAAUAGAAUAUUAAAAACUUGCUACCAACACGUAUCCAUUACCUCUGAUAAGAAUGCACUUUUGUAUUGCAGUAUUAUAGCAAAGAACCAACAAAUUUUGUUACAGUUUCUUACGAAUGAGAAUAAAUUUGUUGUGUAUACAGCCCAGAAAUUAUUAAUUCAGUGGAUCUUCUUACUAUCUAAUAAAGAAAGUUUAGGUCAAAUUGAUGUGAUAGAAACUCAAGAAUCCUUAAUAACUGGUCUUUAUAACUUUCACUAUAUAUUCCAUGAGAAUGAACAUAGUAUUUCUUCUGGCAUGGGAACUGAAGCUGUGCUUGAAAUUUAUCAUCAUAUUUUAAAGGACUUUAGACAUCAAUUAUUGCAAGAUAGAGAUGAAUAUUGUGAAGAGAGAAUAAUUCAUCAUGUUGGUUGGCGUAUUUUGAAUAUGUUAAGUAAACGUUUCGUUGUAGAAAAUUACAUAGUCAAUGGUCAUAGUGCAGAUUUUAAAACAGUUUCUAAUGAAAUCUUGCUACCAAGUCUCUCCAUAGUCGCUGAUAUAAAAAAAAUUGAGCAAACAACUAAUAUGGUUGAUACCGAACUUAUUAACGGAAUAAUGAAUUUUAUUAAGAAUCUUUCAAAAAAAAUUGAUAUGAACACUAUUCAUAUAUGUAAUUUAUUGAAUAAUGGACAUCAUCAAAUAAUACGGAAAGUUUUGAAGAUUCUAUUAUUAAUAGUGGAAUCUAAAAGUAGUGUCGGAGCGACAAUUGAGUGCCUUUCAGGCAUUCUUAAUUACGCGAAGAGAAUAAUAUCUAUGCCUGAUAAGGUUCAACUCGAGAACCUAUUAAAUCCUGAUGACGACCAUACGGAAUUUUUUGACAAUGGUUAUUAUUACGACUGUAAUGGCACGAAAUUUGGAUUAAGUCUCGAAAUCAUUAAGCAACUUGUUCAGAUUUACUUUUCAUCAUAUUUGUCGAUAGUGAACAUUCUGAUAAAUGAUGAAAAUUUAAGGAAUGAACUGAUCUGUGAAAAUAGUCGUCAAGUGCUUACUAAUGCUCUUGAAGUUUCUAAAGGUGAUAGUGAUUAUUCUGUGGAUUGCAUGUUCAACUUGUAUGUUAAUAACGACAAUGAUCUUAUAAACUUUAUGAGUAGUGCGUUGCAAUUGUCGGUACAGUUAAAAAAACUAGCCAAAUUAGCGGAAGAAAUCAAUCUUAAUAACGAAACUGGAAUAAAGUGGUUUCUAGAAACUAUAUUAUCUCAUUUCGAACCAUUUCUUCAAUAUUGUACUCCUCACACAAUAUUCCUCAAGUUUUUACAAUCAAUUGGAUUCGAACAUUCAACAAUAUUAGAUUUUUUGAUAUCUAAUGAAACUCGGUUUUUAGAAUUUUUUGUUACAUAUUGUAGAUAUUUAGUUCAAGAUUUUGAAAAGUUUCAAAUGGAAUGUUAUAAGUUUGAUAAGGAGAUCACCAAAAUAAAUUAUAAAAAUACCAUCGAUCCAAAUACUGAGGUCAAUAUGGAAACUGAUUUAGAUACUAUAAAUCGAGUAAAUGAAGUAUUUUGUAGUCUUAGAGAGAUUGUACAAUCAUUAAUGGAUAAACAAAUAUUUCCUUAUAAUGCAAGUUCUCUGAUUAAGAGAAUUAAAAAUGUGGAAGAGAUGCUUAAUAGUUUAGAUGGUUAG